Molecule: messenger RNA, 951 nt
Organism: Synchytrium microbalum
Lineage: Eukaryota; Fungi; Chytridiomycota; Chytridiomycetes; Synchytriales; Synchytriaceae
Gene: SMI546
Product: very-long-chain 3-oxoacyl-CoA synthase
Exons: 8
Coding region: 1-951 (316 amino acids)
Biological process (GO): fatty acid elongation, saturated fatty acid; fatty acid elongation, monounsaturated fatty acid; very long-chain fatty acid biosynthetic process
Cellular component (GO): endoplasmic reticulum membrane
Molecular function (GO): fatty acid elongase activity
Source: RefSeq, a predicted model, not a curated record
AUGAAGUUCUCACCUGUGAAUGAUGCGCUUGACGUUAUCUUGGCCAAGUCCUUCAAUACAUCGGCAGAUACUUUCAGAUUCCACGAGUCUCUGCCAUUCGGGACAUUCCCCGUGGUCUUCGCCACCACUGUAGGAUAUGUUGCCUUAAUGCUUAGUGGCAAACAGAUCAUGAAGAACUACCAGCCAUUCGUGCUCAAAGUUCCGAUUUUCUUACACAAUCUUAUCAUGUCGGUUGCAUCAGCAAUACUCUUCGUGCUGAUUAUGGAACCUCUGAUUCCAAUGCUGUAUGAAAGGGGUUUAAACUAUUCAGUUUGUAACAAGGAGGCAUACACUCCUCGUUUGGAGUUGCUGUACUACUUCAAUUUCCUAUUCAAGAUUUGGGAGUUUAUAGACACCGCCUUCAUCGUUUUGAGAAAACGACCACUGGAGUUCUUGCACGUAUACCACCACAGUGCAACCGCCUUAAUGGCCUUUAUGUUUGUCGUGAAGCCUCAAUCUAGUCUCUGGUUUUACAUCUUAAUCAACUUAUUCGUCCACGUCCUAAUGUACUAUUACUUUGCCGUUACAGCACUAUCAAUCAAAAUUUGGUGGAAGAAAUACCUUACAACCAUGCAAAUAAUCCAAUUCGUCGUCGAUCUGGCCCUCAUAGGGUUCUUGGUGUACAAUGUUUUUGCCGCUGACCUAUUCCCUUGGAUUGUGACCGACUACGGCUUCCCAGUCAUCUCUGACUGCUACUCGGCGGAUCCCCAUCUACACGCCGGAGUUGCUAGUUUCGUUCUCUUCAGCUAUUUGGUGCUCUUCAUGGACUUUUAUAGGAGAACGUACAACAAGAAGGACGGUGCUUCAAAAUCCAAGGCCAACGGUGCUGCUAAAGUGAAUGGUAAUACUGACAGCCAUGCUAAAACUCAUCACCCAAACCGCCAAACAACCACCAACCAAAAGGAAGAGUAG